AUGUAUAAGCUGGUCUCCUGCUGUUUGCUUUUCAUAGGAUGCUUAAAUCCUCUCUGGUCUCUUCCUGUCCUUGACUCCAGGGAAGAACCCCUGCAGCUCUCAGAUGCCGGUACCAACAUUUUUUACCCAAGAGGAAGUGUGAGAAAGGCUUUCUCAGGACAAGAUCCUAACAUUUUACUGAGUCACCUUUUAGCCAGAAUCAGGAAACCAUACAAGAAACGUGGAACUCCCUCUGAAUGCUUCUGGAAAUACUGUGUCUGAAGUGACAUGAACAUCUACUAGUCAACUCAAAACCAACCAUCUUAGAAAAAGCAAAAUAAAAAUGCUUGAUUUGAAAGCACUAUAGAUGAAAAACUAGGCAAGCUAUACCCUGUUCAUUAUUAUUUGGAAAAUAAAUCCUCUAUGUUUUGCAAAUAUCAUGAGUGGUUAUUUUACUUAUAAACAUAUCCUGAAAAUCUAUCUAUCAAUUUAUCUUUAAAGAAUUAUCUAGAAGUUUAAAAG
Molecule: messenger RNA, 501 nt
Organism: Balaenoptera musculus (blue whale)
Lineage: Eukaryota; Metazoa; Chordata; Mammalia; Artiodactyla; Balaenopteridae
Gene: UTS2
Product: urotensin 2
Exons: 3
Coding region: 1-261 (86 amino acids)
Biological process (GO): blood vessel diameter maintenance; regulation of blood pressure
Cellular component (GO): extracellular region
Molecular function (GO): hormone activity
Source: RefSeq, a predicted model, not a curated record